AUGUCCACUUCUCUUCCCCGACUCCCAUUCCACGUCUUAUCUGCCUUCUCCCCAGUCCCAGGGACAGGCUCCCAGGCAGCUCUGAUCAUCUACCCCUCCAACGCAGAUCCAAGAUGGUCAGACGAUAAAUAUCUGUUGCAGGUAGCUGGGGAUUUCAAUUAUACAGCUACUGUACAUGUUGCUCCGACUGGUCAAAGGGGGGAAUGGGAGAUAAGAUGGUUCACACCCAAAUCUGAGCUAGCCCUUUGUGGACACGGUACACUCUCAGCCUCUUACAUCCUCUUCAAACAACAUCCAGAUAUAGAUACGAUCAGGUAUAUAAAUCCCAUAGCAGGGGAAUUCCAAUCUCAACGGAUAACAUCAUCGGACAAAGCAGUACAAAUCAGUUUACCGAGCUUACCUUUCGACGUGAUUCAAUCUAUGGGCCAUGGAUCUCCCCGAUCCCACCCUGAUGCGGUGAGGUUGAUAGCUGCGUUGGGUGUGAGGCAAACAGAGGAUGUAUUGGACAUUUCGGAAUUCAAAUAUGGGUCUCGUAAGAGUUUUAUCGUUUUGAUUAGAGGGGAUGUGGGAUUGAGGGAAUUGGGAGUGGAUAUAAGGGCGUUGGUUGAAAUAGCCUCUGGACAGAUUAUAGUCACUCAGAUAUCCCCUGAGACCGAUUCCGAAUUGAUGAUUAGAUCAAGAAUGUUCGCUCCUGGUAUAGGUAUACAGGAAGAUACCAUAACGGGAUCCGCCCAUACGUAUUUAACAAACUACUACCUCCUUUCCAAAGCCACUCAAUUCCUUCCAUCCAAAUUACGACAAGACCCUACAAGAUUGGUGAUACAUGCUGCCCAGCUGAGCGAGAGGGAAGGAGGUAUGAAAUGUAUUCUAGGUCAAGGUGGUGAGACGGUGAGGUUGAUAGGUAAAGUUAGGGAAUUUGGUAAUGGAUAUCUGGUAGAUGAUGAUGGCGAUGAUUAG
This is a messenger RNA of Kwoniella botswanensis, 957 nucleotides long. RefSeq lists its product as uncharacterized. Gene Ontology annotation, cellular component: cytoplasm. Lineage: Eukaryota; Fungi; Basidiomycota; Tremellomycetes; Tremellales; Cryptococcaceae. The record is from RefSeq and is a predicted model, not a curated record. Gene Ontology annotation, molecular function: isomerase activity. Bases 1 to 957 code for a protein of 318 amino acids. Gene Ontology annotation, biological process: biosynthetic process. The transcript is spliced from 4 exons.